This is a messenger RNA of Tarenaya hassleriana, 1504 nucleotides long. RefSeq names its product U-box domain-containing protein 4-like. The record is from RefSeq and is a predicted model, not a curated record. Bases 126 to 1184 code for a protein of 352 amino acids. The transcript has 2 exons. NCBI's taxonomy places the organism in Eukaryota, Viridiplantae, Streptophyta, Magnoliopsida, Brassicales, Cleomaceae. Gene Ontology annotation, cellular component: cytoplasm; nucleus. Gene Ontology annotation, molecular function: protein binding.
UCCCCCCUUCCCUUCCCUUCCCUUGACGCUUUUCUCUUGUCACUCCCCCCCCCAAAGCAAACCCUAAAAAUUCGAGGCCGAUUCGAUUCUGAUGCGGUGAAGACGACGGAGCGAGAUUCGAUCUCAUGGAGAGGGAGAAUCACGCAGGUUUCACCUACAUGGGAAGGAGCUUUAGCAAUUUGAGUGUCAACGAUGAUUCCUCUGCUUUCAGCGACUGUAACAGCGACAGAUCCGGUGAGUUCCCCACGGCUUCCUCCGAGAGCCGCCGUCUCCUCCUCGCCUGCGCUUCUGAGAACUCCGACGAUAUGAUCCGUCAGCUCGUCGCGCAUCUCGAGUCCUGUUCCAUCGAGGAGCAGAAACAGGCGGCGAUGGAGAUCAGGCUCUUGGCGAAGAACAAAUCCGAGAAUCGGAUCAAAAUAGCUAAAGCUGGUGCGAUUAAGCCGCUGAUUGCUCUGAUCUCGUCCACGGAUACUCAGCUCCAGGAGUACGGUGUCACGGCGAUUCUGAAUCUCUCUCUCUGCGACGAGAACAAGGAGUUGAUCGCUUCGUCGGGGGCGAUGAAGCCGUUGGUGAGGGCUUUGAAGACGGGGACAUCGACGACAAAGGAGAACGCAGCUUGCGCUCUUCUCCGGCUGUCGCAGGUUGAGGAGAACAAGGUGGCUAUCGGGAGAUCGGGGGCGAUUCCUAUGCUGGUGAACCUUCUAGAAAUCGGAGGAUUCAGGGGGAAGAAAGACGCAUCGACAGCGUUGUACUCGUUGUGCUCGGUGAGGGAGAACAAGAUCAGGGCCGUGCAAUCGGGGAUCAUGAAACCGCUGGUGGAAUUGAUGGCGGAUUUCGGGUCAAACAUGGUGGACAAGUCGGCGUUCGUGCUGAGCUUGCUGAUGUCGGUGCCGGAGGCGAAGCCGGCGCUGGUGGAGGAAGGUGGAGUCCCAGUGCUGGUGGAGAUCGUGGAGGCCGGGACGCAGAGACAGAAAGAGAUCGCCGUCUCGAUCCUUCUUCAGCUCUGCGAAGAUAGCAUCGUUUAUCGCACGAUGGUGGCUCGUGAAGGUGCGAUUCCUCCGCUCGUUGCUCUGUCACAGUCCGGUACGAGUCGCGCCAAGCAAAAGGCGGAGACGUUGAUAGAGCUUCUAAGGCAACCAAGAUCCAACAAUGGCGCUGCCAGAUCCUCAGAGUUGUCAUCUUAGCUUUUUUCUUUUUUGUAGGAUUUUCUGUCCCCAUCCUCCCACAUGCCUUUGUGUCCUGUUCCCUCCGGCCCAAUCAUACUCUUCUCCACACACAGCCAAAAAAAAAAACUAUACUUUUUUUUUCUUCACGACUCUGAGAUGAAAAAAAAAAUGUAAAUAUCUUUCUGAUGCACACACCCUUUUGUCACUUGUCUUGUUUCCUUUAUAUUUGGGGGUAGUUUUUUUAAUUUUAGUUUUUAUAUUUUAGAUUUGGGUUGGCUGCCAAAACUACUUAAUUUGGUGUUUGUCUUGUUGCCUGACAAACGAGAAGAGUGUUGAAA